AUGGAAUACCUUGAAACAUCAGCAGGAAGCCCACUGCAAUAUAUGGCUGACGUUUAUGGUCACGGGCUAAAGUACGAACGACCACCAUUUACUUUCCAAAGUAACAAUUGGGAAGCGCUUGCGCGGGAUCGAAUGUCACAAGAUUCGCUAGGUUACGUUUGCGGAAGCGCUAGUACUGGGGAAACCGACCGUAAAAACCGAGCUGCUUUCCAAAAAUGGUCGCUUGUCCCACGGCGUCUCGUCAAAACAACCUCAUAUCCCCGUCUUGAUACUCACUUGCUAGGUCAGAACUUUCCAUCGCCUAUUGCAAUCGCACCAGUUGGAGUACAACGAAUUUUCAAUCCUGAUGGGGAAAUUGCAGCUGCGAAGGCGGCUGCAAGAGAAAAAGUUCCGUAUAUCUACAGUACAGCUGCGGCUACAUCAAUGGAAGAUGUUGCUAAGGCGAAUGGCAAUGGAGUUCGUUGGUACCAGUUGUAUUGGCCUUCCAACGAACACAAUGAUUUGACGGCGAGUUUAUUGAAACGAGCUAAAUCCAAUGGUUUUAGUGCUCUUUUCGUGACUCUUGACACAUAUAAGCUGGGAUGGCGUCCAAGUGAUCUCGACAAUGCUUAUAAUCCAUUUUUACGUUCUGACAGCAUAGGUACAGCUUUGGGGUUUUCAGAUCCUGUGUUUCGAAGUCAUUUUAAGGCAAAACAUGGAAAGGAAGUGGAAGACGAUUUACAUGACGCUGCCAGUGAAUGGGCAGGAUUAAUCUUCCCGGGAUUUAGCCAUGGUUGGGAGGACAUUGCAUUCUUGCGCAAGCACUGGGAUGGACCGAUUGUAUUGAAAGGUAUUCAGUCAGUUCAGGAUGCAAAAAUGGCAGCCGAAUUAGGUAUCGAAGGAAUUGUAGUCUCAAACCAUGGAGGAAGGCAGCAGGACGGGGGACCCGCUUCUUUAGAUUGCCUUGUCAAAAUAGUUGAGGCUGUUGGAAAAGAAAUUGAUAUCCUCUUUGAUUCGGGAAUCCGUUGCGGCUCUGAUAUUGCCAAGGCGAUGGCUAUCGGAGCCAAAAUGGUCUUGAUUGGUAGACCUUAUAUUUACGGCUUGGUGCUUGGUGGAGAAGAGGGUGUGGGUCAUGUUCUACGCUCCUUGCUGGGAGAUUUGACGAUGAACUUACAUCUCGCUGGAAUACCAUCAGUAUCGCAAGAGGAUUUGAACAAAGAAUGUCUCGAAUAUGACGGUUGA
This is a messenger RNA of Lachancea fermentati, 1221 nucleotides long. Lineage: Eukaryota; Fungi; Ascomycota; Saccharomycetes; Saccharomycetales; Saccharomycetaceae. The record is from the annotation of a GenBank genome assembly.